Molecule: messenger RNA, 336 nt
Organism: Microthlaspi erraticum
Lineage: Eukaryota; Viridiplantae; Streptophyta; Magnoliopsida; Brassicales; Brassicaceae
Source: the annotation of a GenBank genome assembly
AUGAUGAUGAUUACGUACCAGAGACCGAAAGCGCCGGUGGCGAAGAGCGCAGUCCAAGUUCCCCAUUCAUCGUUGGCAGAAAUGAGAGGCGUAUAUAGUUGCGAUCUCACAGUCACCGAUCGGAUCGGAGAGGAUGAAUCCGGUAACGAACCGGGAGAGAGAAACCUGUUGCUUCCGUUACGAGAUUGCGACGAUGAAGAAGAAGAAGCCGGAGAGACGCUAAGCCGUGGCGAGGAGACUGCUUUAGCAGAGUACUCAGGAAGAUCCUGGCGUGAAACAAUGUACGAUCGCGGCGAAUUGAUCCCGACGACGGAAACGAGAUCCCUGUCGCAUUGA